This is a messenger RNA of Penicillium daleae, 1056 nucleotides long. RefSeq lists its product as uncharacterized. The record is from RefSeq and is a predicted model, not a curated record. The transcript has a single exon. NCBI's taxonomy places the organism in Eukaryota, Fungi, Ascomycota, Eurotiomycetes, Eurotiales, Aspergillaceae. Bases 1 to 1056 code for a protein of 351 amino acids. Gene Ontology annotation, molecular function: oxidoreductase activity, acting on the CH-OH group of donors, NAD or NADP as acceptor.
AUGGCAGCAGUGAGCAGUGGUCUCGUGGUUCUCACCGGUGCUACUGGCUUCGUGGGAUUCAAGACACUCAUCUUUUCGCUGAAGGCCGGGUACAGUGUGCGCAUUGUGGUCCGCUCCGAUAGCAAGGGUCACGGAGUUCUUGAAGCGUCUUCCAUUAAGGCGAUGAAUCUCGGUAGUGAGCGACUCUCCUACUUUGUUGUCCCGGAUAUCAUCGCUCCUCGCGCCUACGACGAUGCGGUGAAAGGAGCAACUUAUGUCAUUCAUUGUGCGUCUCCGAUUCCCAGCUUUGGUGACGCGCCUCCCACUGCGGAGCUUUACGACAAGUUCUUCGUCCAGACGGCUCGGAAGGCCACUAUCGGUCUCCUCGAGAGCAUUCGCAGGGCCAGCACAGUCAAGCGGGUUGUCAUAACCAGUUCUAUUGCCGGAAAUAUCCCCUUGAAGUACUUUGUUGGCCAAGGAGACGAUAAAGUUUUCGACGCCGAGAGCCGCACCACUCUUGAUCCUGGCCCAUAUGACAUUGAGUUCCAGGCCUAUAGCGCUAGCAAAGUUGCUGCUCUAAAUGCCUCAGAAUCUUGGAUGGAGGAGAACAACCCUAGCUUUGACUUAAUUAGUAUCCUUCCUGGUUGGGUAUUUGGUCGUGAUGAGUUAUGCACAACCGCUGCUGACCUUAAGACCGGGUCUACCAAUUCCGUCCUUUUGGGCUUGCUAAAGGGCUCCCAGUCGGAUGACCCCUUGAUGGGCAACACGUCUUUUGUGGACGAUGUCGCCCAGGUGCACAUCGGCGCCCUUGAUCCAAAGAUUGAGGGUAACCAGGCAUUCAUUUUGAGCUCGGAUGGUAUCAAUGGUGCGAAGUGGGAGGACGCCAUUAAAGUUGUUAAGCAGUAUUUUCCUCAGGCCUUGGUUGAUGGACGAUUGAAAAGCACCGGGAAACAACCGACGGCUGUGGUUCGGGUUGACGCAGGGAAGACUGAGAAGACCUUCGGUAUCCGUUUGCGCAGCUUUGAGGAACAGGUCAAGAGUUUAGCUGGCCAGUACCUUGAACUUACCGGGUAUUAA